UAAGGUCAUUCAAUGCCCACUGUUGUUCCCUUGUUAAAUUGUGUUUUCUAUUUUUUGUAGUUGAGAGCAUGUGUAAGUCUUUCUCCACUAAUUUAACAAAGGUCAUAACACUGGGUACCAUUGAGAGUGAUGGCAUAUAGGAGGAUUUAGGCUUAAGAUCACUAAAGACUAUUCCUCUAAUAUCUUCUCCUUCAAUUAUUUCAUCAGAUAGGGUCUCCAAGGAGUCCAAAGCUAUUCUAUCAUGCAUGUCUAAAUUUGUAACCAUAGUUUUACCCAAGUUGAUUUUACUAAGUACAAUCUUUCUAGCAAAUAAAUUGAGGUCUUUACAAGCAGUGAAUCUAUCCAAUUUGUUAUUUGGACAGUAUGUUAGACCUUUACUGAGGAUUUCCAUAUGUGAUUGGCUUAAAAUUUUAUUAGACAGAUUCACAAUUUCAAGUCCCUGUUCAUUUGAUUGUAUCAUUUUGGGGUUUUGUUGCCCUGUUGACUUCUCAGGGCAUAUGUAGUUGGUUUUUGACCAGUAUUUUCUGUGUUUCCUCCCUCCCCGCCUUCUCUUUUUUUGUCUGUUAUUCUCCUGUUGCCUAAAAAAUUCCCCCUUCUUCUACCUCUAUUUUGUCUUGGUGAUUUGCUUAUCUCUGAUUCUGAACCUGAUUUUUCAGAUUCAGAAGUGCCAGAUUUUUGACCCACAUAAUCAUAAACAACACCUUCCUUAUAAUCCAAUAGAUCCCUCAAAAACUUCCUCCUCUUCCUAGAUUUAAUUUCAUCUAGUAAUUUUCUAAAUUCAAUUCUAAUUUCUUCACUAAGUUUAGUGUAUUAAUCACUUAAUUCCCAUUUUAUAAAAUCGGCCUUGGAUUCUUGAACUUCCUUGUCAAUUUUAUCCUCUGUUUCCUUAAUAAUUAAUUUCAUCAAUUUCAACGAACACUCAGUUAAGCAUUUUUCCCAUUCCUCCUUAAAAUCUAAGGGUUGGCUUAAAUUUACCCCAGGUCUUUUUCUUAAUCUCAAGCCUCGUGGUAUCAUCUCAUUGUCUAUAUAUCUUUUGAGACUGCUAAUUUCCCAUUUCAUUUUUAAUUGUUUUAUCAAAUUGUUUUUAUAGGUUUUAUAAUCCUGAAAAAUAUUUUUUCCCUACUACAGCUACUGUCUCUUUAGAUGCCUCCAAAGCAAAUGUUUCAGCCAAAUCAAAUUCCCAUUCACUUUCAUCAAUAGAUCCAAUGAAUACUAUGCCUAUAGAGUGCAGCUAAAAUGUGAUAAUCACAGAUUCAGAGUAAUAUAUCCCCAAUCAGCACGGUUAAUAAAGGGUAUUCCUACCCAGAAAAAUGUUUAUAAAGAAAAAAACCAGGGGUUAGUAUUUAGACUGGUGAACUAGGGCCCACCUCUCUUAAUAUUUAGAUGAGACCCCAGGUGCAAGGAGGCUUAAAAAUAACUAUAAUUAGAUUGAGAAUGAUAGUGGAGGGCCCUCUAGUGGGCCUGUAACAACAUUAAGGGAUUACCAACUUGAAGUCUGGAGAAAUGCUAAGUUGUGUUUGUUACAAUGUUGCAGGUUGGGAGGAGGUGUUUGUUCUUACCUUUAUAGGGUCCUGCAGCAGUGAGUUCAGCCUCUUUCAGUUUCCAGACUUCAAGGAGAAGGUUUUUUUGAAGUUUUGCUGUGACCCCAGAGGAAGAUGGAGCAUGGAGAGAUCCAGGAGGAAGUCAGUGCCUCCCAAACGAUACAGGGAGGUGGUGGAGAUGACUGCCAGGAAGAAGGGACCUGCAAAACAGAGACAGGAGCCUGAGGAACUGGUACCCCCCACACCCCAAAAAUCACCACCCACCAGGAGGUUUAAUAAGGGAAAGGGCAAGAAAGGGGGUGGGUCAGGGUUGGCUGGCCCCAGUUCACAGGCCCAGGUUGGCAGGGUGUUAGAGGUAGGCCCCAAUGUAGGGCAGCAGACCCAGGGGGUUGGCGAGGCAGUUAAUUGGGAGCAGGUCGGGCCCAUGAGUGGCCCUGAGGGCUUGCAAGGAGGUUCGGGCCCAGUGGGAUCACAUGCUGGCAUCUUAGGCCAGUUUGCGGCCUUGCCACCGGCGGCCAUGGCGGCAGUCCUGGCCCUAGCGCAGUCACUCUCCAAUGUGAUGGCCCCUGUGGGCCAGGCACAGGGCCCAGUUGCCGUCGCUGCGGCCGGUGGUGUGGCAGGAGGCGUUAGGCCCAUCUUACAAGAUGCAGAUUGCGCAGCGGUAUCUACUCCCUCUGAUGGCGGCUCACGCGAGAUCUCCUCCGAGAGUUCGUCAGAGGGGGAGGAGGAUCACGGCCGCCAUCUUGGGAGUCAGAUCACACAACAGCGGACAGCCUCACGCGACCGGAGCUUCACAGGUAACUUGGGGAGGCUACCGGUCGCGGGAGGGUCAUCACAGGGGCCAGCGGUGCCUGGGAGGGAGCACUUACCUCGUGCGAGUGAGGUGGCGGGUCCGGUUGGUGUGGAGAGAGAGUGUGGCGCAGCUGGGGGCAGAUGGGUAGGCCAUGCACUGGUGUGCAGGCGCGCGCAAGGGAGGAUCCCGGCCGUGUGCAGAGGCUUCCUGAUAUGGUGGUGAGAGAUUGUGGAACAGCUGAGGGGCCGAUGGAGAGGCCAUGCACUAGUGCGCAGGCGCGCGCACGGGAGUAUGCUGGUAGUGGGCAGAGGCCUACGGAUGGUGCGGUGAGAGAGAGUGGCGCAGCUGGAGGGCCAACAGUUAGGCCAGGCAUGAGUGCGCAGGCACGCACAAGAGAGGAUGUUGGCCAUGUGCAAGGGCUCACAGGAGCAGUCGAGGGGGCUACUAGGCCUCAAGAUAGGCCAGGUUACCAGUAUGGUGCAUGAUUGAGUUAUGAAUCGCACAGGGGGUGGGACCAUGCGGGGAUAACGCAUGGUUAUGAGCUGUCAGAUCAAGUGGUGUCUGGGGGCCGUGUGAGACAAGGGGACAUGGCGUGUGAAAGGCAGUAUGAUAGGGUUCAGAUCCAGAGAGGUGUGAGUGAGGACACGAUUAAGAGGGCAGUAGAGGCAGAGCUGCGUGAAGUAAAUAACGCUAGGCCCCUGCCUGGGUUUAGUGAUCACGCCCGGGAGGGGGCAACACAGGAGGAUGUUAUCAGGAGUGCUGUGGCUGGCGCUUUGGGUAUGACUGCUGGAGUGAGACAAGGGGGUGAGAGGGCGGGGGCUUCUGUUGAUGCACCUCCUGUAGACCGGAGUACUCCCCAAGUUGUUUUGUCUCAGCAGGUUCCUGAAAGGACGGCAGCACCGAUGGCAUCAGGUUCUACGAGUGCCCUAGUGGUGGCGGGGCCCAGCAGCGAUCAGAUGGGUUCAGCGCCACAAGUUCUAGCGGGAGCAGAGACGCCAGGAGACGGUUGGUCCUGCAGCAGUGAGUUCAGCAUCUUUCGGUUUCCAGACUUUAAGGAGAAGGUUUUUCCCGCCCACCCGUCCCCUGGAAGAAGUGAAUGGCGGCAACGAUGCAGCUGAGUAGAGUCGACUCAGUAGGGGAGCUUGAUGUGUAUGCCAUAAGUCUAACAGUUAAAGUCAGUGGAAUUCAGUUUUUGAAAGGAGCUUGAUGUGUUGACAAGAACAGUUCAAGGCAGUGAAUAGGAGCUAUCGACAGAUCGUCAAAAAUAAAAAUGCUAUUGUAAAUUACAAAUAAUAACAAAUUGCUAUUUAUUCUCAAGGGUUUUUAUAUUUAUAAGUGCCACUAUUUUGCAGUAAUAAUACCAAUAAGCAUUUUUGAAAAUAA
This is a messenger RNA of Bombina bombina (fire-bellied toad), 3717 nucleotides long. RefSeq names its product collagen alpha-2(I) chain-like. The record is from RefSeq and is a predicted model, not a curated record. Bases 1504 to 2556 code for a protein of 350 amino acids. NCBI's taxonomy places the organism in Eukaryota, Metazoa, Chordata, Amphibia, Anura, Bombinatoridae. The transcript has 5 exons.